Ilyonectria robusta is the source of this 900-nucleotide messenger RNA. RefSeq lists its product as uncharacterized. Bases 239 to 727 code for a protein of 162 amino acids. The record is from RefSeq and is a predicted model, not a curated record. Lineage: Eukaryota; Fungi; Ascomycota; Sordariomycetes; Hypocreales; Nectriaceae. The transcript is spliced from 2 exons.
CUCCGCUGAAGCGGUCAUUGUAGGUUGUCAGGUCACAUCAACAACCUCGGGUCUCCCAAUGGAUUCUCUUUCUCUGGAUAAUCAAGCUUGAUUAAUCAAGAUUUAUCAGCACCGUGAACGGGCGCCAUGCAGGUUGACCGACGCUGCACGAUGCGCGCUGCCCAACCCUCCUCUCCUGGUUGUCCCUUUCAAGAUCGCCCCAGAAUUAAUCUCGGAGAGUCCUCUCAACUCUUCUAAUAUGUUCAGGCUGCCACCUGAGAUUCUCAUGAACAUUUUCCAACACACCGAAACUAUCACCGACAGCAUCUGCCUGGCUGUGUCCUGCAAGGCCCUUUUAGGCAUCGCGCAGUUGUGCAACCUGCAAGUGCCGAAUCGCAAGCUCCAUCUGCCUGCCUGGAAUCCCGAGGUGCCGCUGGACCAGGCAGAUGCACCACUCUGCGAGUGUAACAAGAUCCAAGUCUUGCUCAAGAGAUUCCAGCCAAGAAAUUCCGCAGGGAUACCCAACCCGGCAUGGGGACUUUGUGAUGGUUGUCUGAGGUAUCUGCCUACGAGAAAAAGUUACUGGGCAGCACGAGCAAAGGUGAACAGCGACGAGUGGGAAAGGAGAGAGGGCAAGAAGUGGGAUAGCAUGGUUGAGGAUUUUGCAAAUGGGGUUGAGAAGGUUGAUUGUCCAUCCUGCGUUGUCGGACUGUGGGAAUUCUGGGAGUUUAAUUGGAGGAUGGCAUGAGCAGCGAUGAUGAUGACUAUGGAGAUGCUUAUGAUUGAUGAUGACUAGCUAGUAUUGUUCGUUUGACAUCGUCGGUCGUGGCUAAGCUCGAGACAUCGAUCUGCUCCUCGCUGCCAACUCCAAUAAACCGCCUUAUGACGACCGUUGCGUCAUUGCGGCCAUUGUGGCAAUUA